Molecule: messenger RNA, 1120 nt
Organism: Drosophila takahashii
Lineage: Eukaryota; Metazoa; Arthropoda; Insecta; Diptera; Drosophilidae
Source: RefSeq, a predicted model, not a curated record
GUCGUUUAAGUUUUUAGCUCAGUUCCUCUCGGCCUCUUCCAAAUUUCACAUCGGCUCCGUUGAGCUGAUUGUGUGUUCGGUUGAAAAUUUUUAGUUAGGAUAUUUCACGGUGCCGAGGGGGUAUUAUUCGGUUUCGGAAUUGCUGGUUUAUUAACGCGCGGUUGUUGUGGUGUUGACACCCCUCUUAGUUCGCAGCGAACCCAUUGUUUUUCCGAACAUUUUUAAAUCGUCUUACUAUCAUGUCUUUGUGGCGCAGUUUAACAUUGAAGGGACAUGGCCAAAUCCUACCCCGUUUUGUAGGCGUAGUCAGCCAGCGUGCCUACGCCGAGGACCACAAUCCAUCGCCGAAGUGCAGCCGCGAUUCGGGCAAGGGAUGCGGCAAGUUCACGGGCUGUGGCGAUCCCCGCUUCGAGGUGAAGAAGCCGCCACCGCCGGAGGACUCCUUUCAGUUCCACCAUCUGGUCAAAAUGCCGCCGGACUGCUGCGACGAUCCCUGCCGCGAUCGGUUCCCGCCCUACGACCAGUGCUACUACAAGAUCUCCGACAAGGCGAAGCGCAAGUACCAAGUCACCUGGGUGGAGUGCCCGCCCAUCCAGAUAAAGCCCAAGAAGAUCUGCUGCUACGAGGCGGGCACCCGUCCCCCGAUUCCGCGGCGCAAGCGCAAGGUGUUUGUCGCGGACGAAAAGUGUCCCACGGAGCAGGUGUGCCCGGUGGCCGAGGGCCUCUGCCCCAAGAUCCGGCUGCCCGGCUGCAAGGCCGUGGGCAAGGUGUCCUGCCACGUGGUGCGACGCAUCACGGACUGCACCAAGGUCAAGGCCCCCUAUCCCUCGUUCUCGGAAUGCUCACGCUCGGCCAUCCGACCGCCGCGUGCCAUCGAGUGCAACUGCCUGGCGAUUCCCAGCGCCUGCGAUCUCAUCCGCGAGGCCCAGAAGCACGAGGGAAAUCCCCGGAAAGGCAACUGCGGCGGCAGCAGGGGUUAAUUGCCAAGUUGUCGCCAGACACCCCGAUCCCCAGCACUCAUCCUGUUCCGUUAUCUGAAAUAUUCCAAUGCCGAGCCCAGUUAAAUAAUCUUUCCUACCUUGUGUGAAAUCCCGACUAGAAAUAAACCGUAACGCAUAGA